AUGGGCAAGAGCAAGAAGCGCAAGCACGCUUUGUUCCAUGCAGCCACGAAAGUUCUUGAUGAGGAACAAUCUAACGGAAAGGACCCUGGCGAUGAUCUUGGCUCUGUUGUUUCGGCUGCCGACUUACAAACGACCAUUGACACAUUGCAAAUUCUCACCGAACAUGGCGAACUCCUGCAAGGCCGAGCCUUUAAGGAUCUGCGUCGAGCACUGCAUCCGAUCAUUGUAGCACAAAUGCGAUCGUACGAUCAAGGAACGGAUUACAAAAUCAAAGCAACUCAUGCGCUGCAAAAUCUCAAGUGGUCCGAUGCACUGGCAGCGCUCCAAGGUUGCCGGGAUUUUCAACAAAUUCCAAAACAAGGCACGAUUCAACGAUGGGUCCGCGACUGUGAUCAAGCGCCAACCGAAUGCAAAAUUACCCUACUUAAUGCCAUUCUGCAGGUGAACGGCCAUUCAAGUAACAAUAAGCAUGAUGUGGGUUUGGUGUUGGCGGAGCGCUUAAAAGAUGGCAACUCAAGUCAUGCAGCAAACGGAGGUCUGCUUGUUUUGGAUAGUUGGCGCGUACCUGGACACGCAUCCAGUUCGAAGAUAGAAAAAGAGGAGGUCAUCAAAUUCAAAGUUCCUCUGAGCACCAACAUUAUAUUUCAAGAGAAAGCGUCUGAACGUAAACCUCCGAACGAAUAUGACCUUCUUCUUCACUCUGUCACUCCGGACUCGAUACAAUGGUCAGACCCUCCUCCUACCAUCAACAAGCACAUUGUUCCGUUUGUCGACGAUGUCUUUUUGCUAGAUCAUGUAUUGACGAGAUCUGAAUGCAACCAAUUACGAUCCGUAGCCACGAUGCUGGGUUACCGACCCGAUCAUCCUGUCACCGUGGACAAGCCAACGGGCAUUGAUAGCUGUGAAUGGCUUGUGGACGCCUCAAUCAUGGAUCCACUGAACGAACGGGUCAAAUCACUGCUUCCUCCAAUAAUGAAGGAAAGCGCUGUCGUCCAUUCAAUUAAUUCAAGGUGGCGAUUUUUUCGCUACAGCCAAGAUAGUGUCUAUCGACCCCACAUUGACGGUUCCUGGCCGGAGAGUCGUAUCAAUGAAAAGGGUGAAUAUGAGUACGAUGAAUCAGGAUCCGUCAAGUCUUACUUGACCUUCUUGAUCUACUUGAAUGAUGAUUUUGAAGGCGGGGAGACCCUCUUUUACAUUCCAUCCAGUCAAGGCAUGAGCGCCCGUGGUGUUGUACCGAAGGCAGGAGCAGUACUUGUCUUUCCGCAGGGCAACACAGCUUCGCUGAUUCACGAAGGUUCGGCUGUUGCAAACGGCACCAAAUAUGUUGUCCGAACGGAUGUCUUGUAUCGUGUCAAGGGAGAAAGAUGA
Messenger RNA from Phaeodactylum tricornutum CCAP 1055/1, 1368 nucleotides. RefSeq lists its product with no specific name. Gene Ontology annotation, biological process: peptidyl-proline hydroxylation to 4-hydroxy-L-proline. The transcript has a single exon. Lineage: Eukaryota; Bacillariophyta; Bacillariophyceae; Surirellales; Neidiaceae. Gene Ontology annotation, cellular component: endoplasmic reticulum. Gene Ontology annotation, molecular function: L-ascorbic acid binding; procollagen-proline 4-dioxygenase activity; iron ion binding. The coding region runs from base 1 to 1368 and encodes 455 amino acids. The record is from RefSeq and is a predicted model, not a curated record.